Pezoporus occidentalis (night parrot) is the source of this 1263-nucleotide messenger RNA. RefSeq names its product LIM homeobox transcription factor 1 alpha (gene LMX1A). The coding region runs from base 105 to 1250 and encodes 381 amino acids. The transcript is spliced from 8 exons. Gene Ontology annotation, molecular function: DNA-binding transcription factor activity, RNA polymerase II-specific; RNA polymerase II transcription regulatory region sequence-specific DNA binding. The record is from RefSeq and is a predicted model, not a curated record. Gene Ontology annotation, cellular component: nucleus. Lineage: Eukaryota; Metazoa; Chordata; Aves; Psittaciformes; Psittacidae. Gene Ontology annotation, biological process: neuron differentiation; regulation of transcription by RNA polymerase II.
CCCGGCCGGGAGCGGUGAGGCCGGCGGCCGGGCUGAACGCGGUGUGUCCGGGCUGUGUUGGUAGGCGAGCGGCGUGGCCCCCUCGCCCGGCUCGGCUCCUCACCAUGCUGGACGGGCUGAAGAUGGAGGAGAGUUUGCCGAACGCCCUGGACCCCGCGGCCCCGUUCUCCUCCCUGCUGGGCAGAGCCGCGACCCCCAAGUCGGUGUGUGAAGGGUGCCAGCGCGUUAUUUCGGACCGGUUCCUGCUGCGCCUCAACGACAGCCUGUGGCAUGAGCAGUGCGUCCAGUGCGCGUCCUGCAAGGAGCCCCUGCAGACCACCUGCUUCUACCGUGACAAGAAGCUCUACUGCAAGCUGGACUAUGAGAAGCUCUUCGCGGUGAAGUGUGCCGGCUGCCUGGAGGCCAUCGCGCCCAGCGAGCUGGUGAUGCGCGCCCAGAAGAGCGUCUACCACUUGCGCUGCUUCUGCUGCUGCGUUUGCGAGCGGCUCCUGCAGAAGGGCGACGAGUUCGUGCUGAAGGAGGGGCAGCUCCUCUGUAAGAGCGACUACGAGAAGGAGCGGGAGCUGCUGAGCUUGGUGAGCCCGGCUCUGUCGGAUUCUGGCAAAAGUGACGAUGAGGACAGCAUUUGCAAACUGGGCCAAACCUCAGGGAAGGGUGCUGAGGAUGGGAAGGAUCACAAGCGUCCCAAGCGGCCGCGGACAAUCCUGACCACACAGCAGCGGAGGGCAUUCAAGGCAUCGUUUGAGGUCUCCUCCAAGCCCUGCAGGAAGGUUCGGGAGACGCUGGCAGCCGAGACAGGGCUGAGUGUCCGUGUGGUGCAGGUCUGGUUCCAGAACCAGCGAGCAAAGAUGAAGAAGCUUGCCAGGAGGCAACAGCAGCAGCAGCAAGAUCAGCAAAACACACAGCGCCUGAGCUCAGCCCAGACCAAUGGUAGUGGAAGCGCAGGGCUGGAAGGAAUGCUGAACCACUACACCACUCUGCCCCCACCCCAGCAGCUGCUGGGCAUGGAUCAAAGUGUCUACAGCUCCGACCCUUUCCGGCAAGGGCUUACCCCGCCACAGAUGCCCGGAGACCACAUGCACCCCUAUGGUGCUGAACCGCUCUUCCACGACCUGGAUAGCGAUGAUACCUCACUGAGCAACCUGGGUGACUGCUUCCUCACCACGACUGAUGCGGGGCCGCUCCAGGCACGAGUGGGGAAUCCCAUCGACCACCUCUACUCCAUGCAGAACUCCUACUUCACCUCCUGAGCGUGACGUGGGC